Anthostomella pinea is the source of this 1434-nucleotide messenger RNA. Lineage: Eukaryota; Fungi; Ascomycota; Sordariomycetes; Xylariales; Xylariaceae. The record is from the annotation of a GenBank genome assembly.
AUGGCACCCCCGAAUAAUGGGAAGAAUCAGCUGAUUCUUGGCACCUUUAUCCACAGCAGGAAGCUUGAUGAACUUCAAUACCUACACAACACGGCUGUAUGCGUCGAUACCUCAGGAAAGAUCGUCGCUAUAGAGCCGGAGUGCGACCAGGCCAAAGCCGAGUCUACGCUGUUUCCCAGACUCCGCUGGAGCGCUGAGGAAGUCAUGGUCACAGUCGGGAAGGAUAGCCAGUUCUUCUUCCCCGGCUUCGUCGACACGCACCUGCAUGCUUCACAGUACCCCAAUGUAGGCAUCUUCGGCAAGUCGACGCUGCUGGACUGGCUGAACACCUACACGUUCCCCAUGGAAGCCUCUCUGUCCUCGCUUCCCAAAGCCCGGAGGGUCUACACGCGGUGCAUCAGACGGACCCUGGCGCACGGCACGACCACGGCAGCCUACUACGCGACAAUUCACGUGGAGCCCACCAACCUGCUGGCGGACCUCUGUCUCUCCAUGGGCCAGCGCGCCUUCGUCGGCCGCGUGUGCAUGGACCAGCUGGGCCCGGCCUACUACCUCGACGAGUCGCCCGAGCAGGCCAUCGCCGCGACGCGCGCGACCAUCGACCACAUCCGCGGCAUAGACGCCAACUUCGACCUCGUGAGCCCCAUCAUCACCCCGCGAUUCGCGCCGGCCUGCAGCGCGGACACGAUGCGCCAGCUCGGCGAGCUGCAGCGAGAGACAGAGCUGCCGGUGCAGACGCACGUCUCGGAGAACGCGGGCGAGAUCGCGCUGGUGAGGGAGCUGUUCCCCGACAGCACGAGCUACGCCGACGUGUACGACCGGUACGGGCUGCUGGGCGAGAAGAUGAUACUGGCCCACGCCGUGCAUCUCAGCGAGGAGGAGGCGGACCUCAUUGCGCGGCGCGGGGCCAAGGUGUCGCACUGCCCCUGUAGCAAUUCUGCCAUCACGAGCGGUGAGGCCAGGGUGCGCUGGAUGCUGGAGAAGGGCAUUGGGGUAGGUCUGGGAACCGACAUGAGUGGAGGCUACAGCCCCAGCGUGCUCGAGGCGGCGCGGCAGGCGAGCCUGGUGUCGAACCAUCUGGUGAUGCCCGGUGGGAAGCUGCACGAACUCCCCCAGGAAGAGCGCGAGAAAGCCAAGCUGAGCGUGGAGGAGGUGCUGUACCUUGCCACGCGGGGCGGUGCCGAGGUCGUGGGGCUCAGAGACAAGAUCGGCGCCUUCGAGGUGGGCAUGGAAUGGGACGCGCAGCUGAUCGGCCUGGGCAUGGUGUGCGAGGAGGCCGCCGAGGACGACAUGGAGGACGAGGGCAAUGUGGACGUGUUUGGCUGGGAGCCCUGGGACGAGCGCGUCGCCAAGUGGGUGUUCAAUGGCGAUGACCGGAAUACCAAGAAGGUGUGGGUGCGCGGCCGGCUUGUACACGAGCGCAAGGAGAACUAG